AUGACAAAGGAAGUGACAAAUGAAGAAGUGAUACAUGAGGAUGAGAUAAGUGAAGAGAUACCUGUAGAAUAUCCUAUACCAGAUAUAGAAUCUGAGAUAACUGAAGAAGAUAGUGAUAUAGGUCCAGAUAGUAGUGAAUUACAGAUUGAGAGUGACAGAGAUGAAUCGACAGGAAUGAAUAUAGUGUUAGACGAGAGAGCAGAAUCCGAAGAAGAAACAGAAUCUAUUCGUAGUGAAGAAGUUGCUGAAGGAAUUAUAGAAGAUGAGAUUACUGAAGGAAAUUUAGAAGUACAGAAUGGAGAUAUAGAGGAACAGAUAACAGAAGGUGCUGAAGGAGAUAUAGUGCAUAUUACAGAGAAACAGGAAAAUACAAAACAGAUUAUUGAGGAACAUGAUAAUACAGAAGAGAAGAAAGCCCCAAUCCCGAAACCUAGAAAGAGCGAAAGAAAGAAGAAACCACCAGACCGUUAUGGGGAAUAUGUCUAUUCCUUAACAAGACCUAUAGACAAUAAGCUACAUUCAUUGGAUACUUUAAUGCGGUCAGGAGUUUUAAACAAUAUGGAUAGUGAAACAGCACAUCGGAUCAUACAGAGUAUUAUGAGUACGGAUUCAAAGUGAAAUGUGUUGAAAGAUUUUAAUAUACUGCGUUUUAUCGGAUUUUAACAUAAUUCAUUGGCGUGUCACAUAUUUGCGAUAAAUUGUAGACUUAAAAUUUACCCGCGAGACGCGAAUUUUUUUGCUGGGGGAGAAAAUGGUGGUAAAUACCUUAUCGCAAGGUAUUUAGCUAGUGUAAAAUACUAAAAUAAUUUUUGUUGGCUGUACAUGUUUUGAUAGAUGUACUUUAAUUUGUACUGGUAUUUGUUCUGGUUAGUACGAAAGCACUAAUUGGUACAAAUCGUUUAGUAUAUUAAUACUGCAAGAGAUAUAGGUAUUGUGUGUUGAAAUAUGCAAUUGUACAUUGACAGACUUAUGACGGGACGUCAUUUUACAAAGAGGGGGAGUAUGUGACAGGUCCGAGUUUUAUCAGGGUUAUUCUGUGUUUGUUUUACUGAUAGUCACAGUGUGAGGAGGCGGUUGAGUGAGUUUAUGCAGGUGUUAUUUAUAAUUGUGGACAGUGCCAUACACUGGUCACCUUGUUGUUAAUCACCUUGUAUCUUACGUUUGGAGAGGAGUAGUUUGUGAAGUGGAAUGGACAUGAUCAUGAUAUAAAAUAUGUGUAACAUAUCAGGUGUUUUAUAUAUACAGUAUAAUAAUAUUAAGUAGAACUGCUA
Ruditapes philippinarum (Manila clam) is the source of this 1271-nucleotide messenger RNA. RefSeq lists its product as uncharacterized. The transcript has 3 exons. The record is from RefSeq and is a predicted model, not a curated record. Bases 1 to 618 code for a protein of 205 amino acids. Lineage: Eukaryota; Metazoa; Mollusca; Bivalvia; Venerida; Veneridae.